GAUCCGGAUCUGUGCGCAGUGACCCGGGAGCCCGCGGCGCGGACGGCGCAGACGCCGGGCGGCUCGGCAGCCGGGGCUACCGGCGGCUCCCCGCACCUGCAGGCGCUUUCCGGCAGCCCUCCGAGCCGUGCCAGGGGCCCGGCCCGCCGGUCCCAGCCCCGAGCCAUGAUGAAGACCUUGUCCAGCGGGAGCUGCACGCUCAGCGUGCCUGCCAAGAACUCGUACCGCAUGGUGGUGCUGGGCGCCUCCAGGGUGGGCAAGAGCUGCAUCGUCUCUCGCUUCCUGAAUGGCCGCUUCGAGGACCAGUACACGCCCACCAUCGAGGACUUCCACCGCAAGGUCUACAACAUCCGGGGCGACAUGUACCAGCUGGACAUCCUGGACACCUCGGGCAACCACCCCUUCCCUGCCAUGCGCAGGCUGUCCAUCCUCACAGGUGACGUCUUCAUCCUGGUGUUCAGCCUGGAUAGCCGGGAGUCUUUUGACGAGGUCAAGCGCCUCCAGAAGCAGAUCCUGGAGGUCAAGUCCUGCCUGAAGAACAAGACGAAGGAGGCGGCGGAGCUGCCCAUGGUCAUCUGCGGCAACAAGAGUGACCACAGCGAGCUGUGCCGCCAGGUGCCCAGCACCGAGGCCGAGCUGCUGGUGUCUGGAGACGAGAAUUGUGCCUACUUCGAGGUGUCGGCCAAGAAGAACACGAACGUGGACGAGAUGUUCUACGUGCUGUUCAGCAUGGCCAAGCUGCCGCACGAGAUGAGCCCCGCGCUGCACCGCAAGAUCUCCGUGCAGUACGGCGACGCCUUCCACCCCCGGCCCUUCUGCAUCCGCCGCGUCAAGGACAUGGAUGCCUACGGCAUGGUGUCGCCCUUCGCCCGCCGCCCCAGCGUCAACAGUGACCUCAAGUACAUCAAGGCCAAGGUCCUGCGAGAGGGCCAGGCCCGAGAGAGGGACAAGUGUGCCAUCCAGUGAGCGGCAGGGACGCUGGGGAGGGCCCCGGGGCAGUGCCUUCAGGGAGGUGGCCCCAGAUGCCCGCUGCCCACAUUCCCCCAGCCAUGGGCGCCCUGGGGGACCAGCCCAGAGGCCCCAAGAUGCUCCGUCCACCCUCCUGCCUUCGUGUCUCUUCCCUGAGGCCUCUUGUCCCUGGCUCCCUGUGGCCCUGGCCUCCACGGGAGGCCCGAUCUUCGAGGACAGGAGGCCAAUUGAGGAGAAGUCAGCGCUGACCCAGAGGCUCAAGUUGGGAGAAACAUGGAUGCCAGAGAGGCCAGGAGCCUUGUGUCACACGGAGCCUCCUGAUACAGAUCCGGACAAAACCACCGGACAUCCAGACACGAGCGGCCUCCUGCUCCCCUGGUGGGGUCGGCGUGGACACGGAUGGGGAGGGGCUCCCUCCCGGCCUGCAGCUCCCCCCUCUGCUCAGUCACGUCCACUCAGCCCUCCUGCUUGGCCCCUGGGCUGCCCCAAUAUGGAGCCGGUGGCCUGUGUGCUGCAUCUCUGAGACUGAGACUGGUCCUGCGCCAGUCUUCUGCCGUCCCGCCCACGUGACGUGUGCUUGUCGUUUUGAAGCUGUUCCUGGUUGUGUUAGCCAUAGACCCAGGUUGUUUGCACCCCCUAGAGCCUAGUGACCCGCCAUACCACCUUUCUGCAGCCCCAUUCCAGUUCCGAGUCCCUGUCUGUCCCAGGCAGGGUGCUGGGGUCGUCUGGGGCUGGAU
Molecule: messenger RNA, 1706 nt
Organism: Dipodomys spectabilis (banner-tailed kangaroo rat)
Lineage: Eukaryota; Metazoa; Chordata; Mammalia; Rodentia; Heteromyidae
Gene: Rasd2
Product: RASD family member 2
Exons: 3
Coding region: 166-966 (266 amino acids)
Molecular function (GO): GTP binding; GTPase activity
Source: RefSeq, a predicted model, not a curated record